Messenger RNA from Xylona heveae TC161, 1032 nucleotides. RefSeq lists its product as hypothetical. Gene Ontology annotation, molecular function: bis(5'-nucleosyl)-tetraphosphatase (asymmetrical) activity. Bases 209 to 874 code for a protein of 221 amino acids. The transcript is spliced from 2 exons. Gene Ontology annotation, biological process: ATP biosynthetic process; AMP biosynthetic process. Lineage: Eukaryota; Fungi; Ascomycota; Xylonomycetes; Xylonales; Xylonaceae. The record is from RefSeq and is a predicted model, not a curated record.
UCGUCUUCGAUCCAUAUCAUGAGUCAUUUGCUCAAGUCCACUGUAAAUACAACAACAUCCUACUACUUCCAUCAUCGCCUUCUACUAACAUUCCAAUCUCAUUCGGGUCCUUAUCUGUGACUCUAUUUAUACCCGUCUUUAGACUUUAUCCAAGACCCGGAUCCUGGACCCUAAUUAUACUGAUAUCGCGGCACGGCAAUUUGACAGCAUGGCCACGUCAAACUACCUCACCCGCCAAUACACAGCAGAACACUUUGUCGAAUCCAGCGGCGCUAUCCUGUUCGACCUCUCGCACAAGCCCCGUCAGGUAUGCUUGAUUAAUUACAAGCCCCAUGAAAAGGACGACGAGUGGCUUCUGGCCAAGGGGCGCCGAAAUGUAGGCGAAUCGCGGCUUGACGCCGCGCUGAGAGAAGUCAGAGAGGAGACGGGGUACAAUUGCUCCAUUCAUCCAGUCACCAUGCGCACCCGUGCUCCGCAGAGUACUGAGGCGGCUAACAUCCCGGAUCAAACUCGACUGUAUACCAACAUCUGCGAGCCUUUUAUGCUUUCUAUACGAGACUUGAAGAACGACGGCGCAGGAUCUGAAGGAGUGAAGAUUAUUUGGUGGUACAUUGCCACGACGACGACGGCGGCGGGGCCGGCGGGGGCAGGGGACCAACAUGCUCGUGGUAGAACCAAGUUGCCAGAAGGCAGAGGUAGAGGUGAUGAAAGUAAAAGUAAAAGUGAAAAAGAUUUUCGCGCAGAAUUCUUCACAUACAGCGAAGCAUUGGCGAAACUUACGUUCCAGGAUGACCGUUGUGUUUUGGCGCGGGCGAUUGAGUUGGUGGAGAUGCAGCAGGAGCAGCAGGAGCAGCUCGGAGGGACCAGAGACUAGGGACUAGGGACUAGGGACUGGGGAAUAGGGAAUUGGAAAUAGGGACUAGGGAAUAGAGACUACGGAGCUAACAAAGGCAUGAACGAUAUUUUGAACAGCAGGAGUUGCAGGCAAUUUGAAGGAAUUUACUAUAUGUACAUAAACUAUUCAAGUAUGAG